AUGAAGAAUCAAGAUAUCGUCGGCGAGGCUCUGGCCUCUGUUCUUCCUCAAUAUGAUCGCCCUUGGUUUCAUGUUCCGCAUCUCGUGCAGCUCAAUCUAAUUCUGCUGGUUCCUCUCCUCUCGUCGGCCGUCGCUGGGUAUGACGGCUCUCUGAUGAACGGUCUGCAGUCCAUUGCCGAAUGGAAAGACUACUUCGGCAACCCGUCUGGCUCGAUUCUCGGCAUCGUUAACGCUGCUCAGUCGAUUGGCAGUGUGAUCUCACUUCCUUUCGUUGGCAUUCUUUCUGAUCGGAUAGGACGACGCUGGACCUUGUUGUCGGGUGCUAUCGUGAUCAUAAUUGCUUCGAUCAUUCAGGCAGCUUCAGUCCAAUAUGGAAUGUUUGUCUUUUCUCGCGUGCUAGUGGGUGUUGGUUCUAUGCUGGUCGUGCAGCCUUCGCCCAUGUUGAUAACCGAGCUUGCGUACCCGACGCAUCGAGGCAAAUACACCAGUGCUUUCUGGACUAUGUACUACCUCGGUGCCAUACUUGCUUCGUGGACAUCAUACGGUACACAAAAGCACCUGCGCCAGUCGGACUGGAGCUGGCGAGUCCCUUCCAUUAUCCAAGCGGGGUUUCCUGUUGUGCAGAUCGUAUUUUGGUACUUUGUGCCGGAGUCUCCUCGAUGGCUGGUUGCAAAUGGACGAAAAGGGGAAGCCGAAGAACUGCUUGCCCGAUUCCAUACUGCUGGAGAUGCCUCGCACCCCUUGAUCCAGUUUGAGAUGGCCGAGAUUUCUCACACAAUUGAGAUGGAGAGCCGAGCAGCCGAGACAAAAUGGACGACUCUUGUGAAGACCCCUGGAAACCGCAAGCGGACCUUUAUUGCGGUUUGUGUGGGCGCUUUUGCUCAGUGGAACGGCGUUGCGGUCGUAUCGUACUACCUCACUCUCGUUCUCGACACCGUCGGUAUAAAGGACUCGGACACACAGACUCUAAUUAACGGGCUGCUUCAAAUUUUCAACUUUAUUGCUGCCGGCAGUGCCGCUCUUCUGGUCGAUCGAUUGGGGCGACGACCGCUGUUCCUAUGGUCGGCCGCUGGCAUGCUCGUCUCCUUCGUCAUCUGGACUGCCUGCUCGGCCGUCUUUGACAGCACACAAGCCAAUGCCCUCGGAAGAACGGUAAUUGCUUUUGUUUUUAUUUUCUACUUCCACUACGACAUCGCCUAUACGCCCCUGUUGUUAGGCUACCCAACCGAGAUCUUCCCAUACUCUAUCCGAAGCAAGGGUUUGACUGUGGAGCUUCUCAGUGUUUACAGCUCUCUGAUUGUGCUCGCUUUUGUGAACCCGAUUGCUCUGGGCAAUAUUGGGUGGCAUUACUAUAUUUUUUUCUGCUGCUUCGAUGUCCUGGUGCUGGUGAUCACCUGGUUUGCCUUCCCCGAAACCAAAGGCCAUUCCCUAGAAGAGAUCGCCCAAGUAUUUGAUGGUCCAUCUGCAGUGACGAGCGGAGAAGUUUUUGAUAAAGUCGCUGAAUUGGGUGGCAAAGGCGAGCAUGCAGAGCAUGCAGAGGAUGUCGCUUAA
Messenger RNA from Penicillium argentinense, 1551 nucleotides. RefSeq lists its product as uncharacterized. NCBI's taxonomy places the organism in Eukaryota, Fungi, Ascomycota, Eurotiomycetes, Eurotiales, Aspergillaceae. The coding region runs from base 1 to 1551 and encodes 516 amino acids. Gene Ontology annotation, molecular function: carbohydrate:proton symporter activity. Gene Ontology annotation, biological process: carbohydrate transport; transmembrane transport. Gene Ontology annotation, cellular component: membrane. The record is from RefSeq and is a predicted model, not a curated record. The transcript has 4 exons.